UUCGAUGAUAACCAAAAAACACAUUAGCAUAGUUGGGCUCAUCUGUGUACUCCUAAGAAACAAGGAGGCAUGGGUUUUCAGGAUCUCAAAUGCUUCAAUCAUGCCCUCUUGGUCAAGAAAAUAUGGCGUUUAGUGGAACAUCCUUUCUCUUUGUUGGGUAAUGUCCUCAAAGCUUGUUACUACAAGCACACAGAUAUCCUUGAUGCUAGAAGGGGCUUUGAUCCUAGUUUUUUGUGGCGGAGUAUGUGGGGUGCCAAGGCUCUUAUCAUUGAGGGAUUAGGUUAGAGAGUUGGUCGUGGCUCAUCUAUUUGGUGCAAGACCGACAAAAGGCUGUUGCAAGAAGGUACUUUAAUUGCUCCUGUUUUCAAGUCUAAUAACCACCGGAUUAUAGAGUCAGUGAUCUCAUUGAUCAUGACACUCGUUCAUGGAAUGUGGAAAUAAUUGAUGAUGUCUUUGAUCAUGCGACAAAAGAGUUAAAUCGGGGUAUUGGCUUGGUCGGUUGGGGUCUGUGAACCAGAUGCAGUAUGCUCGGAAUUCUCUCUAUUCCUUUGGCGUGCUUGCAAAGAGUCCCUUCCGGUGAAUGUGCUUCAUUUUCAAAGGCAUAUACACUCUUCUCCUAGGUGCACUCGCUGUGAUAAUGAUGAGUCUUUUGUCAUGCUCUCUCGGAAUGUACAAGCUCCUGUAAUGUUUGGCUUACCUCCCCUUUUCACUCUCUUAUACAUGAUGCAUCCAGGGACUCCGUUGAAAAUCUCUUCUCAUGGUUAUAAACGCAUGCUACAAAGGACAAUCUACCGCUUAUAUGUGGAGCCUUUGUGGUCCUGUUGGAUUGGCUGAAACCAACAAAUCAUAGAGAAUUCUCAUUGUGAUAUUGCACAGUUGUCUAUCUCAUUAUGUAGACUGGUGUUAGAGUACAGGAGCUAUAUCCAGAAGAUCAAUACCGUGCCAAAACCAUGUGUUUAGCACUUCAAUUCAUGGAAGCCCGCUGUUGUGCACUGCAUAAAGAUCAACUUUGAUGCCAUGUGAGUAGUGGUGACACGCGUGGUCUAGGAGUGGUGCUUCGAGAUGUCGUGGUUGUAUUCUCCUUACUGGUACAAGAAAAGUGCAAGCAACCUGGACUGUGGAGCUCUCAGAGGCGAUGGUUGCUUUGUACGGGUUGAUGAUUGCUCGAAGAAUGGAUUACAAAAGAAUUCACUUGGAAGGAGAUCCUCUAAAUGUUAUCAUUGCCAUCAAGAACCAUGUGCAAGGCUUCUCACAAUUCACCCGGUGUAUGAUUGUUGUUUUGAUGUUUUAUCUUAUUUUGAUUUUGCUAUGUUUAGCUAUGUCCGUAGAGCCAGAAAUACUGUGGCUCAUAUGGUAGCUAGGUGGAAUACGGAUAUUAACUCUGAAAAAGUUUGUAAGCCCCCGUUUCCUGAGUAUCUGCAGACUCUAAAAUUAGCGAUUUGAGCUAAUUUCUA
Amaranthus tricolor (Joseph's coat) is the source of this 1454-nucleotide messenger RNA. RefSeq lists its product as uncharacterized. Lineage: Eukaryota; Viridiplantae; Streptophyta; Magnoliopsida; Caryophyllales; Amaranthaceae. The coding region runs from base 1063 to 1443 and encodes 126 amino acids. The transcript is spliced from 2 exons. The record is from RefSeq and is a predicted model, not a curated record.